CUAAAUCAACAUUGCAACAAGUUGGCAGUUACUGCACAUUAUACGUUUUGAAAUUAUUUGUUAUAAAAGAAAAGUUUAACGGCAAAUGGAGCAAUUUAAAGGCUUACAGAAAACACUGUACAUAUGGACUGAUAGCGCUGAGCUUGAUAAGCGUGUUCAAACGCUUAAAGAUGCCACCGGCGGUGAAGUUGCAUUGGAGAAUGUACACCGCUUAUCGUUCUCCUCCUAUGCUAACUCGAGCUUUGAUCUUAUUGUAAUAGAGUGCGCACAAUUAACCGACAAUUACGUAAAGCUGCUGCAUAUGCUCAAACAAAGCGGCAAGUUGCAUCUGUUUUCGUACAUUGGACCCGCUGCCAGUUUAUUGCAGGAAAUCAAACUGUCUGGUUUUAUCAAUUGCGCUGAGGACAACCUGGCUAAUACACUGACCGCUGAGAAGCCUGGCUAUGAGACAGGCUCAUCCGCGCGUCUCUCGUUCACCAAAAAGACUUCGAAUAUGAAUGUAUGGAAAAUCAGCGGCGACGAUGAGGAGCUUAUUGAUGAGGAAGAGCUGCUCGAUGAAGUCGACAAACAGAAACCAGACCCAGCAGGACUGCGGGUAUGCAGCACCACGGGCAAGCGCAAGGCAUGCAAAAACUGUUCAUGCGGCUUGGCCGAGGAACUAGAGAGCGAAAAGACUAACAAAGCAGAAAGCGAAAAUGCUAAGUCCAGCUGCGGCAAUUGCUAUUUGGGUGACGCUUUCAGAUGCUCCACGUGCCCUUAUCUGGGCAUGCCGGCCUUCAAGCCAGGCGAGAAGGUGCAGCUGGCAGCUAACUUGUUGAAAUCCGAUAUCUGAGCAGAACAG
This is a messenger RNA of Drosophila busckii, 841 nucleotides long. It is a transcript of the gene CIAPIN1, whose product is annotated as anamorsin homolog. Gene Ontology annotation, molecular function: iron-sulfur cluster binding. Bases 86 to 832 code for a protein of 248 amino acids. NCBI's taxonomy places the organism in Eukaryota, Metazoa, Arthropoda, Insecta, Diptera, Drosophilidae. The transcript has 3 exons. The record is from RefSeq and is a predicted model, not a curated record. Gene Ontology annotation, cellular component: cytoplasm. Gene Ontology annotation, biological process: iron-sulfur cluster assembly.